Messenger RNA from Sorghum bicolor (sorghum), 1612 nucleotides. Its product is annotated as myb-related protein P. Bases 170 to 1255 code for a protein of 361 amino acids. The record is from RefSeq and is a predicted model, not a curated record. NCBI's taxonomy places the organism in Eukaryota, Viridiplantae, Streptophyta, Magnoliopsida, Poales, Poaceae. The transcript is spliced from 3 exons.
CCCUUUUUCAGCCAGCCCACUCCACAGCGCAGGCGAGGCACGCAAGAGGGAAGAAGCCGCAUUUCUUGCAGUUGCAGUGGUGAUCUCUUUCUCUUCCUGCGUCUCCUCCUCCUCCUCGCUCUCCUGUCCUCUCCUCUCCCAAACAGAGAAGCCUCUGCUAGUAAGGAGGAUGGGGAGAGCGCCAUGCUGCGAGAAGGUGGGGUUGAAGAAGGGGAGGUGGACCAAGGAGGAGGACGAGAUCCUGGCGAGGUACAUCAAGGAACAUGGCGAAGGCUCAUGGAGAUCACUGCCCAAGAAUGCUGGGUUGCUGCGGUGCGGGAAGAGCUGCAGGCUGCGAUGGAUCAACUACCUGAGGGCGGAUCUCAAGAGGGGGAACAUCACGGAGGAGGAGGAAGAGAUGAUCAUCAAGCUCCACGCCACGCUUGGCAACAGGUGGUCCCUGAUCGCCGGACAUUUGCCCGGCCGAACAGACAACGAGAUCAAAAACUACUGGAACUCGCACCUGAGCAGGCGGGCGACCGACUUCCACGACGGCGUCGUCGUCAACAUUGACCUCAGCAAGCUUCCCGGCGGCGGCAAGCGGCGCGGCGGCCGGGCCAGCCGAGGCAUCGUGGCCGCGGCGGCCAAGGAGAAGAAGGCCAAGGGGAAGGCGAAGGAGAAGGACGACAAGGGCAAGAACAAGGUCGCCGCAGAAGCAGAGCAGCAGCAGCAGCUCAAGGACGACAAGGAGGAGGAGGAGGACGACGACGCCAACGUCUCAACUACGCCGAGGCCUCCUCAGUCUGACUGCGCCGCCGCCGCCGCCCAGAGCGAGGAGCAAGCGCAGGCCAGCGCUAGCGGCCUGACCUCCGAUAAUGGGCCCGAGGAGGAGGAGGAAGAGGACACGCUGGCUCUGAGCGAGGAGUUGGUGAGUGCGCUACUGGCGAGCCCCGGGAGCCCAAAGCUGGAGGUGGGCCCAGAUGGCUCGUGCAUGGACAGUGACAGUGGGCCGUCCGGGGACAGCUGCGGUGGGCCCGGCGGUGGGCCUUAUGGCGACGUGGCCCAAGAUCUGGACCUGGACGACAACGCCAUCAUGGACUGGGACUUGAUGGGGCUCGACAUCUCAGCCGCCGAUGACAUGUGGGACCCGCUGAUGUGGGACUACGACGACCAAACGUUGGGGGUCCCGGAACCGGAAGGAGGAGGGGUGGGCCACCACCAGCAGCCGCAGCAGGACGAGGUGAUGUCAGACCUCUUCUUCCUGGACAAUCUCUAGGAGGCGACUCUGUGCAUCUUUAGCAUGGGCAUGGCUGCUGUGAUGUGUAGCUUUCGAUUUGAUGCAGUGUUAGUAGUAGUAGGUUUUGGGUGUGUUCAGUUCAGAGAUGAGUGAGGUCUGAGUUCAGAUAAGGGGAGUGUGCUUCAGUGACAUUUUUGUCUGCUGGCCCGUAAAAUGGACAGGAUGUAGAAAAAUAAGCGGUAGAAUGGCACCUAAUCCGCACGCAAUGUUAGUUGGGAUUUUGGAGACCUUUCAGCAAUAGAGCCUGUAUAACAUCUGCAAAAGGAGAAAGGCAAUAAAUGAAUAAAUAAAUAAAAUUGGCUUCUGGGAUUGGCAUUGUCAGCUAACCCCUGAGUA